UAAAAAACACAUUAAAUUAUUUCAGAUACUGCCAACAAUAUGCUUGGUGAAAUGGAACGUUCAGUUCAUCGUACUAAUAAAAUUUUAGAACCAUUUUUGUACAAAAUAACUACAUUAAUAAGAAAUCCAUCAUCAAAUUAUCGCAUUCCAUCAUUUAGUCUUUUUUUACAUUAUUUGAAUUGUCGAAAAACUGUAUUAUCAACUAACACAAUAUUAUUACCUGCUAUAUUGACUGCAUUAAUAUCUGAUGAUAAUGAAGUGUCCAGUACAAUUCGCAACAAAAUCGAUUCAUUAUCUAUGUGUAAAGAAAUGGCAUUGCCUUUGUUAUUGGAAAGUUUUAAAUUGGGCGUAAAUAAAAGUUUGAACACUACUUCAAUGAUCACAAAAACAAUAUCGUCAAUGAAUUUGCAGUCUGGAUGCUAAGAUACAUUUAACAUAAUCAAUAUAGUUUUUAAUAUGUACAAUAUUUUAUACGAAAACUGUUAUUUACAAAAAUAAACUAAGGAUCAUCAUAAUUUA
This is a messenger RNA of Daktulosphaira vitifoliae (grape phylloxera), 519 nucleotides long. RefSeq lists its product as uncharacterized. The transcript is spliced from 2 exons. The coding region runs from base 40 to 423 and encodes 127 amino acids. NCBI's taxonomy places the organism in Eukaryota, Metazoa, Arthropoda, Insecta, Hemiptera, Phylloxeridae. The record is from RefSeq and is a predicted model, not a curated record.